AUGCUGACUCUUUACAAGAUAACCAUCCAUAUCUUGCUGGGCUUUUCUGACCACUCCACCGAACGAUGGAAUCCUCCCUACCGCUACCAAAAUAUUCUCUCCCCCGAUGCCGACGGCUUGUGCCUCCUCACCAGAGAUACCUCCAAGCUGCCGAACAUCGUCGAGUCCUUCGCUGUUGGCUCCGUAGGGAAGCCACCACACCGGACUGACCUCGGCACCCAUGGCCUCCAUGACCUCGACCACAGCAACCUCCACCUCUACACCGAAAACCUUAGCUUCGAGAGCUACAACAAUGGCGGGAUCGGGAUCGAAGAGAUUGGGGGGCGGAUGCUGGAGGAGGAUGAUCAAAGACUGGAGGCACGAUCGUGGGGGAGGAGGAGGAGGCUACGGUGGUGGAGGGUGGAGGCGAAGUUCCCACCACUGCUGUUGUGGCUAGUGGGGCAGAAUGGAUGGUGGAGCCGGUUCAUACAUGUGCUAUGGGAGGACUGUCGGAUCGUGCUCACGAAGAUCCGAAUCGAGUGGUCGGAGGUCCUCCGCACCUCCCACCAUGAAGAGAGAUGGAGUGGUCGACAGAUGAAAUGA
Molecule: messenger RNA, 582 nt
Organism: Elaeis guineensis (African oil palm)
Lineage: Eukaryota; Viridiplantae; Streptophyta; Magnoliopsida; Arecales; Arecaceae
Source: RefSeq, a predicted model, not a curated record